Messenger RNA from Belonocnema kinseyi, 2324 nucleotides. Its product is annotated as modular serine protease-like. Bases 176 to 2281 code for a protein of 701 amino acids. The record is from RefSeq and is a predicted model, not a curated record. Gene Ontology annotation, cellular component: membrane. NCBI's taxonomy places the organism in Eukaryota, Metazoa, Arthropoda, Insecta, Hymenoptera, Cynipidae. Gene Ontology annotation, molecular function: serine-type endopeptidase activity; protein binding; G protein-coupled receptor activity. The transcript is spliced from 8 exons. Gene Ontology annotation, biological process: proteolysis; acrosome reaction.
UUGUCUGUUCCGCGCGUGACGGACGAGUAAUUCUUCGUAGCGACUCGUAUCUGCUCUCGCUUGAAUACGUGUUUUGCUUGUAUACGGAUUAUAUAUUGAUUCAGAAUCAGUGCGAGUUCAAGAACCAAGGAAGUAACAGCCGUCGGCUAGAUGAGCCCUCUAUUAAUUUUUAACGAUGGAUAAUAAACCAAGGAUACUUUUUUGCGUAUUGCUCCUGGCUGGCUAUGGCAAAAGUACUCCAGCCGAUUUUUCCCGCUUCGGUGAGAGUAGCGAUUCCUGUAGUAAUUUGCAGUUCAGAUGCCGAAAUGGCCAAUGUAUUCCACAAGAUCGACUCUGUGACGGUCAUGCAGACUGCUCUGAUAAAUCGGAUGAAACGAGGGAAGAUUGUAAAGAUAUGAGAUGCAGUCCUUACUCAUUUAGAUGUAAUUAUGGUGCUUGUGUCGAUGGAGACUCGACCUGCAAUGGAAUUAAAGACUGCGUUGAUAAUAGCGACGAAACUCUGCCAACAUGCUCAAGAAAUAAUAGUUCAUCCAAUGAAUGCUCCACUAAUCAAUUUAAGUGCCAGAACGGUCAGUGUAUUGAUAGCACGUCUCUUUGUGAUGGAAUUGUUGAUUGUAGUGACAUAUCAGAUGAAACUGCAAUCGCUUGCGGAUCAUUCCCAUGCGACGCAUACGUUUUUCGAUGCGCUUAUGGAGCAUGUAUUGAUGUCGAUUUAAGAUGUAAUGGUGCAAUAAACUGCGCAGAUGGAUCUGAUGAAGAUCCAUCUUUAUGUGCAAAAGGAACAACUUCUCGGCCAAAUACCUCGAGACCUACAAGUUACCGACCAAAUACUCAAAGACCUACUCAAAGACCUACUCAAAGACCUACUCAAAGACCUACUCAAAAACCUACUCAAAGACCUACUCAAAUUUAUCCGAGACCUACUCAGCCAUUUACUCAGAGACCUUCGACAACAGAAAUUACUUGUCCAGUGCCUCCACAACCGGAAAAUGGACAAUAUAAAUUGUACAAAAGUCAUUGUGCAAGCAGAGAGCAUUGUGAUGUGAAUCCGAGAGUUCAGUCAUUAGAAAAAGGCACACAAUUAGUUUACAGUUGCAAUUCUGGAUAUAAAAUGAAAGGAAACGUUGAUGUGCUUUGCGGCCCGGACGGAAAGUGGCUACACAUACCACAGUGUAUUGAAAUAAGAUGCGAAGCACUGUCUUCGGCGUCCAGGAAUGCAGAGUGUACAUAUCACAAUAAGGACAUUUCUUGCUAUAAUUCCGUCCCUCCAUUUACGACAGCAGAAUUGUCCUGCAGUCAAAGUUACCAUCCAAUUCAAAGUGACUUCAGUAUAAACCCUACAAAAUACAGAGUCGCAUGCAAUGAAACGGGUCAUUGGACGCCAGAUCCAAUCCAAUGUGUUGCAGAUUGCGGUAUGGUUGUUGCGUCAAAUGCAACAACAUUCAUUGUAAAUGGUCAAACUGCAAAAGUCUCAGAAUUUCCAUGGCACGCGACUUUAUAUAAAGAGGAUGUUGGUAGCGGCGAAAAAAAAUUUAUAUGUGGUGCUUCAAUAAUCCGAGAAGAUUUAUUAAUAACAGCAGCACAUUGUGUGUACGAAGAAAACACUGGUCGACCAUAUCACGCUUCUUUGUUUUACGUCGCGACUGGCAACGUUAUUCAAGAUUAUGAGACUUCUUCACCAUACACCAAAAAAAGAAAGGUAAAAAAUGUCUACGUUAUUUGCUCGUUCAAGGGCGCUCAGGGACUUUACGCUAACGACAUUGCAUUAUUGGAAAUUGAAAAGCCUUUCACGCUGUCUGCUCUGCUAAUGCCAGUCUGCUUAGAUCCUAAUGCGUAUAACGAAGAUUUAACACCAGGAGAUCUGGGAAAAGUUGCUGGAUUUGGAAGAACAGAGACGGGAAGUACCAGUUAUAUUUUAAGGAUGAUUACAGUUCCCUAUGUUUCAAAAGAUGUGUGCGAAAGCAGCGCCUCCGAAACAAACAACGUACGUUUCAUUACCGCCGAUAAAUUCUGCGCUGGAUACACAAAUGGUUCAUCUGUAUGCGAUGGUGAUAGCGGCGGCGGAUUGGUAUUCAAAAAAAGGGAAUUAUAUUUCUUGCGAGGGAUCGUGAGCCUUGGGCUUGGUGCACAAAAAAACAGUGCAGACAGAACUUGCAACAGUUUCACGUACUCUUUAUAUACCCAAGUUGCAGAGGGAAAUUUAAAAUGGAUACAAAAAGUAAUUUUAAAAUUACAAACUGACGGGUAUUAUCCACCAUGCUACACAGACCGAGAUGACUAGUUUUAAGAGUAUUUUUUUCAUUAAAAUUUUCGAUUGAAAACAA